AUGCCUGGCAAAUUAAACGAAUCAAGAGAAUCAAAUUGCAUUUGUGACGGUUUAACCGAAAUGGAUGGCGACAUUCAUAAAAGUCAAAAUUCUGAUGAAAUAAAUGUAAACGAAUCUGAGAUUAAAAACAACUGGUUUAAAACAUGGCCGAAUGAAAAAAAUUAUGACAAGUUAAAUCAAAUAUCCGAUUCCAAUAUGGAUUCCGAUUCGGCUGAGAAUUUUAAAAGUAUGAAAUCUCAAAUACCCUUAAAUAAGUUACUAGAUAAAAUUCCACUAGCAUAUUCUCCCAUUACUAAACAAAUACAUAUAUUAACAUCGAAUGAAAAUAAAAUUUUAACUCGUGAAAAUUAUCAGUUAGUCGACGAUAAUGAAAAUUUGGAUGAUAGCGACGAGGACACUCGACAAUUUUGGACUUCUUCGACCACGCCUCAAAUUAACGAUGAAGGUAAAAAUUUAGUUCUUCAAUCGUGCAUGCAAGAAACAAACGAAUGCGAAGAAAAUAAAUUAAAUAAAUUAUGGAAUAGUAAAAUUGGUUACUCCGAUGAAAAAUGCGAAAAAAAUGGACGUUUAAAAACUGAACAAAACAUGGUUAAAACAGAAACAAGUUCAUUUUCUAGCAUAGUCUCAAGUCUAAGUGAUUCUAAUUCUCACAUUGAUGAAAGCAUGUCGAAUAAAUUUAACGUAGUAGAAGAUAAUGAUGAAAUGUCUGUUAGAAGUCAUUGGAGUCAUGAUUCCGGAUCAACUUGCGAAGAAAAUAGUAAAUUUUUCGACAAUAAGUGUAAAAUCCCUGGGAAUAAAGAUGAUAAAAGAAAAAGUGGAUUUUCUGGAUUUUUCACAAAAAACGUUUUUACAUGGAAGCCAACAAACGCUUUAUCAUCUCACGGUUGGAAAUUAUUUGGAAAAGUUUCGAACAACGAUGAGAAAACGUCAUCGAAUAAUCCCACGGUAUUCGAAUUCGAGAACCAAUCAUCGAGCAAUGAUUCACCCGCGACUGUUAAAAAAUACGAAGACGUCGUUAUCAGUAGCUCGGCAUUGAUAUUGCAUAAUCGUCCGGCAAAUUUACCCGCAAAAUCUUUGGACGAAAAAUUAAAACACGAAUUGGAAUACGAGCAAAUUGUCGAAGCUGCCAAGAGAAAGGAAUUGAAAGAGUCCAAGAAAAGAAAAAAACAAAUCCAACAACAAUUGAAAUUUGAAGAACAAUUAACGAACGCUUCGAAAACGUGGAAUUUGGAUAUUUUACCAAAAUGGGAAACGAUGAAAAAUACUAAAAAAACCCGGGAUUUGUGGUGGUCUGGAAUUCCACCCUCUCUCAGGGGAAAAGUAUGGAAAUUGGCAAUCGGAAAUGAUUUGAAUAUAACUCAUCAAUUGUACGAAAUUUGUCUUGCCAGAGCGCAGGAAAAAUUAAAAUCCGGAGGAGGAGGAGGAAAGAAAAAAUCUUCUCGAGAAAACAGUCCGAGUAGUUCUGGUAACAAAGAAUCCAGCGUCGAACUCAUACAAUUGGAUAUAUCCAGAACUUUUCCACAAUUGUGCAUUUUCCAAGAGGGAGGUCCUUAUUAUGAUAUUUUACAUUGUUUGUUGGGUGCUUACGUUUGUUACAGACCAGACGUGGGUUACGUUCAGGGAAUGUCUUUCAUAGCGGCAAUAUUAAUUUUAAAUUUGGAACCCGCGGAUGCGUUUGUUUGUUUUGCCAAUUUGCUCAAUCGUCCCUGUCACAUGGCAUUUUUCACGUUGAAUCAAACUCUGAUGAAUGCUUAUUACGAAACGUACAAUAGUUUUUUAAAAGAAAAUUUACCCAAAUUGAGUCAACAUUUCGAAGAAUCUUGUCUCACUCCGGAUUUGUAUUUGUUGGAUUGGGUUUACAGCGUUUUUGCCAAAUCCAUGCCUUUGGACGUUGCUUGCAGAAUUUGGGACGUUUUCCUAAGAGACGGAGAAGAAUUUCUAUUUCGAACUGCUCUAGGUAUUUUACAUCUACAUCAAAACAAAUUGUUAAAAUUGGAUUUCAUAAACGGAGCACAGUUUUUAACGAAAUUACCGGAGAAUUUAUCACCGGAUCUUUUAUUCAAAUCAAUCGAUUGUAUUAAAAUGUCAAUAGGUAAAGUGAAAUUUAGUCAAAUAUUAUCAACGUACGUUGAAAAUGGUGGAUCUCACCAAAGAUGA
This is a messenger RNA of Pediculus humanus corporis (human body louse), 2157 nucleotides long. RefSeq lists its product as uncharacterized. The record is from RefSeq and is a predicted model, not a curated record. NCBI's taxonomy places the organism in Eukaryota, Metazoa, Arthropoda, Insecta, Psocodea, Pediculidae. The transcript has 9 exons. The coding region runs from base 1 to 2157 and encodes 718 amino acids.